Molecule: messenger RNA, 1143 nt
Organism: Phycomyces blakesleeanus NRRL 1555(-)
Lineage: Eukaryota; Fungi; Mucoromycota; Mucoromycetes; Mucorales; Phycomycetaceae
Exons: 3
Coding region: 1-1143 (380 amino acids)
Source: RefSeq, a predicted model, not a curated record
AUGAGACGCAACAGCCUCAAGGAUAAUUUUCGGCACCUUCUCUUUGCCCUUGUACUGCCCAUGGUAGGCCGUUGGACAGUUCUUACAUGUCCAGUGCAUGAAGUCAAGCGAGUCAAGCAUUCCUGGGAACCCGUGUUUCUCCCCUUCUUCGAGUACGGAGGAACUCUUCGCCAAAGACUUCGCACACUCCUUGGCAGAAAUGGUGGAGGCUCUUCAGGUUGGUGCUCUCACCCAUACAGCAACAAAAACAACAGCAGCAACAAAAACAACAACAAAAAGAGCAACCCACAAAACAAGAAAGACAGCAACGCAGAAGCUGGCCAAAUGUCAUAUGCCACACAAGCAAAGAAGGGCAUAGAUGCCAAGCAGGCCAAGCAGAAAGUACAAAUCCGCAGAGUCCAGGGACAACGACUCCUCCAAAAACCCACUGGCCCAUCUGAGUACGAAUUUGUCUACCUCCCGGCCAAACGAUACAUUAAGUACCAGGAAAUGAGAAAGAUCCUCAGUUCCUUCAAGAUCCCCACUUCCCGCAUCCUUGACAUCCAAUUCCCGGCCAGAGGGACAGUGGCUCUCCUCGUUAAUGGAGAGUUCCGUGAAGAGCUCAUUGCACUGCUUGGAAAAGCCAAGGUUGUCCCACUGGGGAACUUUGAUCUGACCGCAGCAGACGUAAUCGCAGAUCCCAAGUUGAUGGAAGAGGCCAUCAAGGUUAUGGCAAGAAAAGCCCAGGACCUAUUCGACGCACGCCUGGUCAAGGCAAGUCUCUGCAUGACAACAUACCUUGGUCACGGUGUCACCCGCAAUUUCUCGUCCAAAAAGGCUGUAGUAAAGAUUUCGGAGACUGCAGUAUCUGACUACCUGGAGGGCCGAAAAACUACCAGCACCACUGCCCCUAAUCCACCAAAACGCCAAUCACUACAACACAUGAAUAGACUGAAGAUCGGUUUAUUCAACGCCAAUAGACUACGGCCCAAAUUGGUGAAUGUGAUAGAUGCUUAUGAGACGAACGAUAUUGCUAUUCUUUUUGUUGCAGAGACUUUCCUGCCUGAGAGCGCCUCUGCUCUCCAGUGCCCUUGGACCCAGAUACACAACUUUGCCAUUCCAAAACGUCACCAGAGCCAAUGGAUGGCAUCUCGCUACUUAUAA